AUGGGCAACAGCGCGAACAAGCUCGAGAAGGCGUUCGCCGGGGACAUCCCCGACGGCGAGCGGUACUUCGGUCUGGAGAACUUCGGGAACACGUGCUACGCGAACAGCGUCCUGCAGGCGCUGUACUUUUGCCAGCCGUUCCGAGAUCGCGUGCUGAGGUACCACGCCGAGCUCGCGAAAGACCACGAGGAGAACCUCCUGACGUGCCUGGGCGAGCUCUUCGCGUCGAUCGCGGGGCAGAAGAAGAGGACCGGGGUGUUCGCCCCGAAGAAGUUCAUCGCGCGUCUGAAGAAGGACAACGAGCUGUUUCGAUCGUUCAUGCACCAAGACGCGCACGAGUUUCUGAAUUACGUCCUGAACGAGUGCGUGGAGAUAUUAGAGAAGGAACACCGCGCGGCGCACCCGACGCCCGCGGGCGCGAGCGCGCCGCCGAUCACGACGUGGAUCCACGACAUCUUUCAGGGGCAGCUGACGAACCAGACGCGGUGUCUGUGGUGCGAGAACGUCACGUCGAGGAAGGAGGCGUUUUUAGAUCUGAGCCUGGACGUGGAGCAAAACGCGAGCGUCACCUCGUGUCUGCGUACGUUCAGCAGCAACGAAACCUUAGACAGCGCGGAUAAGUUCCAGUGCGACGCGUGCGGGGGGUUACAGGAAGCGCACAAGCGGAUGCUCGUGAAGACCGCGCCGCCGGUGCUCGCGAUGCACCUCAAGCGGUUCAAGUACAUCGAGUCGCUCGGUCGCCACAAAAAGCUCAUGCAUCGCGUCGUGUUCCCGGACGAGCUCAAGCUCAACAACAUGGAAGACGAUCUCCCGGGGACCCCGGACGCGGCGUACGGCUUGUUCGCCGUCGUCGUCCACGUCGGCAGCGGCCCGAACCACGGCCACUACGUGUGCCUGGUGAAAUCGCACGGGCAGUGGCUCACCUACGACGACGACGACGUCCAGCUGGCGGACGCCUCCGCGUUGCAAAACGUCUUCGGGUCGACGCGCGAGCACGGCGGGAGCAACACCGAGCACGGGUACAUAUUGUUUUACGCGCGGGAGGACGUCGCGGGGGGCGGGAUGGGGGGGGUGGGGCUGGGAAGGCCGGGCGUCGCGGGGAGGAUGGCCGCCGCGUUGCGGAGCGAGUAG
This is a messenger RNA of Micromonas pusilla CCMP1545, 1131 nucleotides long. RefSeq lists its product as uncharacterized. Gene Ontology annotation, molecular function: cysteine-type deubiquitinase activity. The transcript has 2 exons. NCBI's taxonomy places the organism in Eukaryota, Viridiplantae, Chlorophyta, Mamiellophyceae, Mamiellales, Mamiellaceae. The coding region runs from base 1 to 1131 and encodes 376 amino acids. Gene Ontology annotation, cellular component: nucleus; cytosol. The record is from RefSeq and is a predicted model, not a curated record. Gene Ontology annotation, biological process: protein deubiquitination.